AGGAUGACAGUGAUCGCGAUGUUGAAGAUCUAGCUCUAUUAAAGCAAACGCUCUGUCUCGUAGCUGGGCUUGCCUAGAGGUGGUGGGAUCACAGUAAAGUCAACAUUUACAAGCAUUCCACCCACAGCACAACUAUCAGUACAUUGAUUCCACGCUGCACUAUAAACAUGGCGGCCACCACAAGGACCGGAAACUCCGCGGAAGCCAUGCUGCAAAACUUGAAGAUGGUAUUCAGCAAUACGACACUGGCAUCUAAUGCGUGGGAGGAGACUCUCCUCGACAAUGCCCAUCGCGUCAGCACACCUCUGGCAUUGAGGAUGUUGAGCCAGAUGGGUCUAGGCAGAGAGACCACAAAGCCGUUUAGGAUCCUUGAGAACGCCUGUGGAGCCGGAGUUGUUGCGCCGCUUCUGCAGGAAAUCAUCAAGCCCGAUGUCCUGAAACAGAGCAGCAUCCUCUGCGGAGACUUCUCCGAACAGUCGAUUGCGCUGGCAAAGAAGCGGAUUGAGAAGGAAGGGUGGGUUAGCACGGAGGCCAGGGUGGUUGAUGCUCAGAAAACGGGGCUUGCCGACGGCGCUUUCACGCACUGCGCGACAAACAUAGGCUUCCAUGUCGUGCCCGACUCAGAGCGAGCCUUAGAUGUGUCGGCAGAGGUAAUCCGCAUCCUGGAGCCAGGAGGAGUGCUCGGCUUCACGACCUGGCACAGGGACACCGCCUGGGUUAUGGAUAUCAAGGAGGCGUUCGCCAGCUUUCCGUUUGAAGCUCCCUUCGAGCUUCCACUGCAGUUAACCAAAUGGGGUCAGUGGUCCGACGUCAACUGGGCCCGGAAGACGCUCGAAGCGAAAGGCUUGCAAGAUGUCAAGGUCGACGUGUUCGCCUACCUCAGCACCGUGGACAGCACCGACCACGCCCUCAAGGGCACCAGCAUGAUGAUCCAGUGGGUGAUGAACAGCUGCUGGACCGAGGAACAGAGGGACCAGCAUUCAGCAGAGGAAGUAUCGGGGCUACUCAGGCAGUAUUUCGACAAGAAGUAUGAGGGAAAACCUUGGCAAUGGAGUUGGGUUGCCCUCAUUGCCAGCGGUCGGGUGCCAGCUUAG
Messenger RNA from Canariomyces notabilis, 1094 nucleotides. RefSeq names its product S-adenosyl-L-methionine-dependent methyltransferase. Lineage: Eukaryota; Fungi; Ascomycota; Sordariomycetes; Sordariales; Chaetomiaceae. The transcript has 3 exons. The record is from RefSeq and is a predicted model, not a curated record. Bases 168 to 1094 code for a protein of 308 amino acids. Gene Ontology annotation, molecular function: methyltransferase activity.